CUCUGAGGAAACCUGGCCUGCGGUCAUAGGGGCGAGAAGGCUCUAGGAACAAAACCAAAAAGAAGCUGAACAAGGAAGCAGCGAGGCCCGGAGAAAAGCAGAAGCAGGAGCCUCGGUUUCGGCUUCUUCCUCCUCAGCGGGCACAGGCCCGGCCGGAGCUGCCGGAGAGAUGGCCCCGAGGAGCCAGGCCACAUGGCUGCCCCGAGCGCUGCUGCUUCUCUGCGUCCCAGGCUGUUGGUGUCUGGGCAGCCCCCGCAUGGUGAAGGGCUUCGUGGGCAGAUCCCUGAACGUGACGUGUCACUACAAGGACAAAUACGCAGGACAAGUCAAGUACUGGUGCAGAGACUCAUGUUGGACCUCUCAGAAAAAGAUCGUGGAGACCAGCAAGUCAGGGAGAGAAGGGAGGCGCGGCCGCGUGUCCAUCAGGGACCAUCCAGCCAACCUGACCUUCACAGUGACCGUGGAGAACCUCACAGAGGCUGAUGCAGGAACGUACUAUUGUGGGAUUGACACAGUUUUAUCAUUCGACCCCACGUUCCGGGUUGAGGUGUCUGUGUCCCCAGCAUCAACGUCAACCCCAACUGCAGUUGCCACCACAGCCACCAACUUGACAAUCACAAUGCAGAUGACCACCCAGACAUCCACUGCCCUGGCCACCCACAGCACUAGCCAGGAGGAGCCCCGGCAGAACCCUCGGUCCCCCGUGCUGCUUUCCCUGUUAGCCCUUGUGCUGCUUUUGUUGCUGGGGAUCUCGCUGCUGGCCUGGAGGAUGAUUCCAAGGCAGGUCAAAGCUGCUAAGAAUUCAGGGCCACUGCAGAACUCCAGUCAGGGUGAGCCCUACUAUGCAAAUAUGGAGCUGAAGACGAGGCCCCUUCAGAGUGAGCCCAGGCACCCCCCGCAGGUGGACGUGGAGUACAGCACGGUGGAGGCUCCCCGGGAAGAGCUGCUCUACACCACCGUGGUGUUUGACGCCCAGAGCCAGGAUUCUGCGGCCAGAGGGCUGCCCCCUCAGAGGCCCACGCAGCUGGAGCCCAUGUACAGCGUGGUGAGAAGGAACUGAGCCUGAGGCGGCCUCGCCCUGGAGGCUCCGGGCGAGCACCUGCCCUCGGCCUCUCUAAGUCCCCUCCCCGGUGGCGGAGGAGGCAGCUGGGCUCCCUUGGGUGUCCAUCGGGCACUGUGAGUCCGCAGGCUUCUUUGAGGACCAUCAGGGAUGGGGUUCUGGAGGGACCCGGGGGACCCCUCCGCCUGCUGCUCUUGCCGUCUUUCCCCUCGACUCUGCGGGCGCGGCCCCUGUCACCCCAGGCAAGCAUGUGGCUCCGGUGGUGCCCACGGGAGCUUUGUAACCCUCAGCACCUGGAAGUGUCUGGAAUGCCAGGGAGCAGGGACUGGGGCGAGCUGGCAGAGAGCCAGGAGCAGAGCUGGCUCUAAAUGGACCUUUCGGCCUCGACCACGGGGGAGGAGCCUGGUCCCGAGGCUGCAGGGCCCCAGGACCCACGUCCUGCUGGACUCUGGUUCAUUUUAUAUAAGAGAGAGCAAUAAAA
Messenger RNA from Talpa occidentalis (Iberian mole), 1541 nucleotides. It is a transcript of the gene CD300A, whose product is annotated as CD300a molecule. The record is from RefSeq and is a predicted model, not a curated record. Gene Ontology annotation, molecular function: transmembrane signaling receptor activity. The coding region runs from base 170 to 1060 and encodes 296 amino acids. The transcript is spliced from 8 exons. Lineage: Eukaryota; Metazoa; Chordata; Mammalia; Eulipotyphla; Talpidae. Gene Ontology annotation, cellular component: plasma membrane.